Messenger RNA from Aspergillus ibericus CBS 121593, 672 nucleotides. RefSeq lists its product as uncharacterized. Lineage: Eukaryota; Fungi; Ascomycota; Eurotiomycetes; Eurotiales; Aspergillaceae. The record is from RefSeq and is a predicted model, not a curated record. The coding region runs from base 1 to 462 and encodes 153 amino acids. Gene Ontology annotation, biological process: spliceosomal complex assembly; regulation of mRNA processing. The transcript is spliced from 3 exons.
AUGGCUUGUUACGCGCCGAAACCACCUGUUUCCUCUGGAAUGAAGUCCAAAGUCUCCACGCUGCCUCAUUUGUACAUCCCCAUCGAGGAUGUAGAGAAACUGGAACGGUACCGAGAAGGAGGUUACCAUCCCGUUUCAAUUGGAGAUCGCUUCCACGGUCGCUAUCGGUUGGCUCGCGAUGAAAGGGUUGAUAAGCUCGUCGCUAUUAAAGUGUGUACUGCAGACUCGGAUCUCCACGAACUUGAGGUACUUUCCUUCCUUUCCAGAUCGCGACAGCGUUCAGGUAAUGAUUUAAGCAAAAUAAUGAUACCCUUGAUCUUGGAUACCUUCAAGAUCCAAGGCCCAAAUGGUACUCAUGCAUGUUACGUGACACAUCCCGCGAGGAUGAGUCUUUGGGAUGCCAAAGAUGGAUCAUACAUUCGCCUCUUUAGGCUAGAAGUGGCGAGGGCCUUGGUAGUAUAGUUGGUACUGGCCGUUGAAUACAUACAUGCGCAAGGUUAUGCUUAUGGUGACCUCCACUUUGGUAACAUUCUCAUUCCGGUCCUUCCUGGCUUUGACCAGCUCUUGGAUGAAAACUUGUAUGAGUUGUAUGGUGAACCCGAGUCGAAGACUAUCAUCCGCUUUGAUGGUAAACAGAUCUUUUCAAGUGUUCUAUCCCAUGCAAUUCUGCCC